ACUGUUUCUUCUCAACCCCAUAAUAAGGACAUCCACACCAUGAGCAUCAAAACUGUCUCGUUGAAACCCUUCGCGGACCAGAAGCCUGGAACGUCCGGCCUUCGCAAGAAGGUCAAGGUUUUUCAGCAAGAGAACUACAGCGAAGCCUUUGUCGCCAGCAUCCUCCUCUCCAUCCCCGAAGGCGUAGAGGGCUCAACACUCGUCAUUGGCGGCGAUGGCCGUUACUGGAACCCCGAAGUGACACAGCUGAUUGCCAAGAUCGGCGCAGCGUACGGCGUGAAGAAGCUCAUCAUCGGCCAGAAUGGCAUUCUCAGUACCCCAGCUGCCAGCAAUGUCAUUAGAAAGCGGAAGGCGACCGGUGGCAUUCUGUUGACCGCCAGCCAUAACCCUGGAGGACCCACCGAGGACUUUGGGAUCAAGUACAACCUCGCCAAUGGUGCUCCAGCGCCCGAAAGCGUCACCAACAAGAUCUUCGAGACCUCAAAGAACCUCACUUCCUACAAAAUCGCCGACAUUCCCGAGGUCGACCUCUCAACCAUUGGCACGCGGAAGUAUGGUGAUCUGGAAGUGGAGGUCAUCCACUCCACCAAGGACUAUCUCGAUAUGCUCAAAGACAUCUUCGAUUUUGAUCUGAUCAAGUCGUUCAUCAAGCAACACCCUGACUUCAAGGUCUUGUUCGAUGGCUUGAACGGUGUGACCGGCUCGUACGGAAUUGACAUCUUCGAGAAGGAGCUGGGAAUACCAAACAGUACACAGAACUGCAUCCCUAAACCAGACUUCGGUGGACACCACCCCGACCCCAACCUCGUAUAUGCAAAGUCCCUCGUCGACGCAGUGGACAAAAAUGGCAUUCACUUUGGCGCUGCGAGCGAUGGUGAUGGCGAUCGCAACAUGAUCUACGGCGCAAAGACAUUCGUCUCUCCAGGCGACAGCCUGGCCAUUAUUGCCCACCAUGCCGAAUUGAUCCCGUACUUCAAGGAGCAAGGUAUUUAUGGCCUGGCCAGGAGUAUGCCCACUUCCGGCGCCAUCGAUCUCGUUGCCAAGAAGAAGGGUGUCGAGUGCUACGAGGUCCCAACCGGCUGGAAGUUCUUCUGCGGCUUGUUCGACGCCAACAAGAUGAACAUCUGCGGCGAAGAGAGCUUUGGCACAGGAAGCAACCACAUCCGCGAAAAGGAUGGACUGUGGGCUGUCGUUGCAUGGCUCAACAUCCUGGCUGCCGUUGGCCAGCAGACUGGUACCACCCCCAGCAUCGCCUCGAUCCAGAAGGACUUCUGGAAGACAUACGGCCGGACUUUCUUCACCAGAUAUGACUAUGAGCAGGUCGACUCUGAUGCUGCCAACAAGGUUGUUGCCAACAUCAAGGAGCUCAUCACCACGAAGAGAGACGAGUUUGUUGGCUCCACUGUUUCCGGACGCAAGGUUCUCGAAGCCGACGAUUUCUCGUACACCGAUCUCGAUGGCAGCGUGAGCAAGAAUCAGGGUAUCUUUGUCAAGUUCGAUGACGGCAGCCGCAUCGUGGUACGCUUGUCUGGAACUGGCAGCAGCGGCGCGACCAUUCGUCUGUACAUCGAAAAGCACGAAACCGACGAGUCCAAGUACGACUUGGAUGCUCAGGACUAUCUCAAGGAUAACGUCCAGUUAGCAACCAGUUUGCUCAAGUUCCAGGAGUACAUCGGCCGUACCGAGCCUGAUGUCAAGACGUAGAGGGCGGACGUGGAGUGAGUGAAAGUGAAUGCCGUAAUUAGCAUGGCAAGUUCUCUGUCUCUGGGUCACUUGCUCAGCUGCAAGUGUUUAUCAUGUACUCAGCGGCAUAGCGAUCAUCAUAAUACACACCAAAGCGCGCAAAUACUCAAUGCUCAAUGCCACAAGAUGUUCACCAUUCAUGUAGUCAACACAGUGUCACGAGCAGUUGUCUUCUCGUCUUCUUCGCUAGUUGCAUAUGUUCCCUGGCACAAUGCUACUGUACCUGACGCGCCACAGCACCGCCACAGGUCCC
Westerdykella ornata is the source of this 1996-nucleotide messenger RNA. Its product is annotated as phosphoglucomutase-like protein. Lineage: Eukaryota; Fungi; Ascomycota; Dothideomycetes; Pleosporales; Sporormiaceae. Gene Ontology annotation, biological process: carbohydrate metabolic process. The record is from RefSeq and is a predicted model, not a curated record. Gene Ontology annotation, cellular component: cytosol. Gene Ontology annotation, molecular function: magnesium ion binding; phosphoglucomutase activity. The transcript is spliced from 3 exons. The coding region runs from base 40 to 1704 and encodes 554 amino acids.